Messenger RNA from Seminavis robusta, 2816 nucleotides. Lineage: Eukaryota; Bacillariophyta; Bacillariophyceae; Naviculales; Naviculaceae. The record is from the annotation of a GenBank genome assembly.
CUAACCCUACUGAUGAAACAUCAUUUUCUAUUCUGAGCGCCACAACGGCACGAAACACGAAAGAUCCAACCACCGAAACACACAGCAGAGUGCCAGUCAAACGACAAACCACAAAAUCCAAAGAGACCUCGCUGAAACGAUCGAAGAUACAACAGUCCACCAUGUCCUCCUCCUCGAACAAAAACAACAACGACGUGGGCGACAAGGAAUCCAAAGCCCGUCUCAAAAGCGAGCAAGACGACGACGAGGGCCCGGUCAAGAAAAAGGUCAAGCAAGACAAAAAUGACGCAUCGUCACCUGCCAGCAAGAAACAACAAUCCAGUCUCUUGAAUUUCUUCACUAGCAAGAACAGCAGCAGCAAGAAGUCUCCUUCCAAGGUGAUCAAACCAGAAGAUUCCGUCAAGGACAAGUCUUCUGACGCUGCUGCUCUCAAACCACCACCAGACGACGACUCCAAGAAAGAAGAAACAAACGCCAAUGACGCCACUGACAAGGACGCCACUGUCACAAAAAAGGAAGACGACUCGGACGUCCCCGAUCCGAUCAUUCCUCGUGAAAUCGCGCCGGAUCGCAAAGCGCAGUGGAGAGUGAUUCAGGAUUGCAUGUUGGUACGAUCCAUCAAAUCGGAAACCCCGCGAACCAAAGUGGCCGCCUUUGAUGUCGAUGGGACCUUGCUGGUCUGGCGCACGGCGGGAUGGCCGUCCAAAAUGGAACAUUACGAACUAUGGUCCUCUACAGUCCUACAAAAAUUGAGAGACUUGCACGACAAUCAAGGCUACAAACUGAUCCUAUUCUCCAAUCAAGGAGCCAUUCGAAGUGCGUUUACGGGAAAAAAGGCAACCUUUAUCAAAUCACUGUUCGAAUGGUUGGCCCAUGCCAUCAAUCGGCCGGUCCAAAUUGUUCUGAGUACCAACAAGAAAAAGGGAUUCCACAAACCUGCUCCCGGAAUGUGGCAAAUCAUGGAACAAUACUGCAACAAGGGAGUGGCCAUUUCCAAUGAAAAUCUACAGGAUUGCUUUUUUGUCGGCGAUUCCGUGGGUGACGAGGAUCCACAAGGGGGUGUCGAUGAGAAAUUUGCACACAAUGUGGGAGAGUCAAAAGGAGCCGCACUAAAGUUCUAUACACCCGACCAAUAUUUUGGACCCAGUGACAGUCACAAACGCAAACGACAGGGUGUCAUGGCAGACUUUGAUGCACCGCCCACGGCGGCUCUGAACGCUCGCAAAGCGCUCUUGGGAGGCUACUUGCAUGGGCCGAUGGUUCUUCUUUUGUGUGGCGUUCAGGGGAGUGGAAAAUCGACCUUUUGCCAACAAGUAGUAGCGCUGAAGAAAAACAAGAAGGAUGGAAGUGCUUCGUCCGACUCGGAAGAAGAGGAAAAUGAAACGAACGGCAAUGCUCCGUGGGUGCACUUUAGUCAGGAUACCAUCAGCAAAGGGAAACCAGGUAAUCGACAAGCGGUCGAAAAAGCGACACGAGAAGCUAUCCAACAAGGUUGUUCGGUGAUUGUGGAUCGGACGCAUCUGGAUGCUACUCAGCGAAAGCAUUUUGUCGACAUUGCCAAAGAAUUGAAGGUUCCAGUUCAUAUCCUUGUCUUGCAACCUCCCAAAGACACCAUCACCAAACGUGUGCGGGAACGAACCAAUCACCCAGGCAAAGUGCAAGGGGACAGUGGUGUACGCAUGGCGCUCAUGUCCAUGACCAAAUUGAAACUGCCAAACUACAAAGACGAAGGGUUUGAUCUAAUCACUAGUGGUGUCCAGCGGGACAGUCAAGUCAAGCAAUUGAGCACUCAGUACCGACAGGUCCGCCACAAGGGCAAAACAAUCAGUGACCAGGCAACAUUGCAGCGUCGUGCCAAACUGUCCUGUGGCAUUUCCAUGCCCACACUAGCUUUGGGCACCAUGAAAGUCGGUAAACGCAUCGGAACAGAGGUGGUCAAGGGAGCCCUGGAUGCAGGAUGGAGAGCUGUCGACACAGCUCCAACUUACAAUGACAAUGAAGAGGUCGUUGGCAAAGGACUUGCGGCGGCCAAUUCCAAGACAUUUGUGAUUGUCAAGGUUCCCAAGAGAGCUACACAACCAGAGCAAGUGCGACAGGAGCUAAAUGCAAGUCUGAAGAAACUUGGACUCCAAAAGGCUGGAUUGCUGAUGCUACACUGGCCCUGUGAUGUUAUUGAGGGAGGAACGCUGAAGAGUGUUUGGGAGGCCAUGGAAAAGUGUGUCGCUGAUGGCAAGUGUGAUGCACUGGGCGUGAGCAACUUUUCGGUGGAUGCUCUUCGGCAACUUUUGCCACAUUGCACGAUCCUUCCUUCGGUCAAUCAGGUGGAACGGCAUCCCUUGCUUCCGCAAACUGCAUUGCAUGAUUUCUGCAUCAACCAAGGCAUUGUACUGCAGGCGCAUACAACGCUAGGCCAAGGGAAACUCCUCUCCAAUGAGACGAUUAUGCAGGUUGCCAAACAGGCCAAACUUACUCCUGCCCAGUUGCUCGUGCAAUGGAAUGUGCGACAAGGGGUAGCUUGUGUUUGCAAGUGUGCCUCGAAUACCCACCAAGAAGAGCUGCUGCUACCAUUCCAUUCGGACAAAUCCCCUCUGACCAAAGAUCACAUGAAGGCAUUGGAUGAGAUCAAGGAGAAGAAACGGUUCAUCUCACCACCGUUCAUGAUGAUUCCAGGUGCAGUCUAUUCAUGGCGCGGAUAGCCAAGCCACGAGCCGUACCUGGUACCAAUGUGGUCUUCAGUAUUGCUGUUCGCGCCUCUGGAUCUGAGCCAACGCUAAGAUAGUCUUCUCUACAUAAUAGACCGAGCAAUUUUGACCGCC